CCGGUGACGUUUCCCUCCUCACAGACUUUUCCCGCCAUCUGUGUGAGGUGCGGUGUUGUGUGUCUGUAGCAGCCCGGAGCGGACCGCCGCCAUGGCCAAGCAGAGCACCCUGUUCAGCUUCUUCGCCAAGUCUCCGACUCUUUCCAGCAGCAAGACUAAGAGCGGGCCAUCUUCUUCCCCCACCGAGGCUGACGUGCCUUCCCUGGGGGCGAAAAAGUUCAACUCCUCUCCCAAGGAGUCAGCGGGGGCCCCGAAACAUGGAGGGAAGACCCCCCGGGCCGCCACGCCCAGUAUUUGUGAUUUCACACCUGGUGACAUUGUUUGGGCCAAGAUGCCAGGUCAUCCCUGGUGGCCAUCAUUGGUUUAUAACCACCCAAGGGAAGACACUCAUUUCAGAGGAAAGGGCAAGUCUCUUCAUGUUCAUGUGCAGUUCUUUGAUGACCCACCAACUAGAGGAUGGAUAGGUGCAAAAUAUGUGAAGAAUUACUCAGGUUCCUCUGCUGCAGAAGCCCGAAAGGGGGGCAUGUUUUUUAGUACCAGGCCUGAAAUAAUGAAAGCAAUGGGAAUGGCAGAUGAUGCAUUGAAAACAGAAAAGGAUAAGAGACUGGCACUGGCUGUUUGCACAGAACCUUCUGAUUCUGAGGAGGAAAUGGAGACUAACAUAGAGAUUCUGGUCAGGUCCGUUGAGGAAAGUUCUCCCGCAAGUGAUGAAGUAUCUGAAAGAAAAUCAAACAGACCAGCUCGUCAAAGUAGGACUAAUGGAAAGGCCAAGAGGAGGAGAAUAACUAUUGAGUCUGACAGUGAAGACGAAUGCUCUGAUGAUGAGUUCAAGCCUGAUGCAAAGGAUUCUGGGAGCAGUGAUGAGGCAAGCAGUGGUGUAGAUGAGGAGGCGAUCUCUUCAGCAGAGAGCGAAGCGGAGAAAGACAGUCCAGUAAAGGUUCCUGUGAAACGCAAGCGAGGUGCUACAUCCAAGGCUCCACCUUCUAAAAAGAGUUUGCAAAAUGACAUUCCAGAAACGCCAAAGAGAACCAGCAAUGUAUCUGCAGAGGCCAAAUUAAAGCUGUCGUCUUUCUCUGCCCCAGAAUCUUUUGACUCUCAGUCCACUACAGGUGGGGCUGGAGGCGUCACUGUUUGGGAACAUGAAAAGUUUGAAUGGCUGCAGGAUGGGCGGAGAAAAGAUGUCAAUCGCAGAAAACAGAGUGAUGAAAAUUAUGACCCUUCAACACUGUAUGUUCCAGAGGACUUCCUAAAUAAAUGUACACCAGGAAUGAGGAAAUGGUGGCAGCUCAAAUCUCAACAUUUUGACACGGUCAUAUUUUACAAGGUUGGGAAGUUCUAUGAACUGUACCACAUGGAUGCUGUUAUUGGUGUCAAUGAAUUGGGUCUGACAUUCAUGAAAGGAGUUUGGGCUCACUCUGGUUUUCCUGAGAUUGCUUUUGGACGUUUCUCUGAUGUGCUUGUACAGAAAGUAUACAAAGUAGCCAGGGUGGAACAGACAGAAACCCCAGAGAUGAUGGAAGCACGUUGCAAGUCUAUGUCUCAUCCAACCAAAUUUGAUCGGGUGGUGCGGCGGGAAAUAUGCAGAAUAAUUACGAAAGGGACCCAGACCUACAGUGUUCUGGAUGGCAGCCCCUUGGAAAGCCAUAAUAAAUAUCUUUUGAGCUUUAAGGAAAAGCCGGAUGAUUCCUCUGGACAGCAGAGAGUAUAUGGUGUGUGCUUUGUGGACACAUCUGUGGGAAAAUUUCACGUUGGUCAGUUUCAUGAUGACCGCCAUUGUUCACGGUUCAGGACUUUAGUAGCCCACUUUCCUCCAGUUCAGGUACUGUUUGAAAGGGGCAAUCCUUCAUCUGAUACAAAGAAGGUUCUUAAAAGCGGUUUGUCCACUGCAAUUCAAGAGGGUUUGCAGCCUACCUCUCAAUUUUGGGAUGGCACAAAAACACUAAAGACCCUUGCUGAAGGAGGUUACUUUGUGAAAGAAGGCAAAGAUGACCAUGAUAAUGGCACUUUACCCCCUGUUAUUAAGAGCAUGACGUCAGACAGCGACUCGCUGGCCCUUACCCCUGGAGAAAAGAGCGAGCUGGCUCUUUCUGCUCUUGGGGCAUGUAUUUUUUACAUGAAAAAAUGUCUCAUCGAUCAGGAGCUCCUCUCUAUGGCCAACUUUGAAGAGUAUGUUCCUGUUGACAUUGACAUUGAAAAAGCCCAAAGCUCAACCAGUUUCUUUGCAAAAACCAGUCAGCGAAUGGUUCUUGAUGGGGUGACUCUUACAAAUCUAGAAAUCUUACAGAAUGGGACAAAUGGGUCUACUGAAGGUACACUACUGGAAAAACUAGACACAUGCUUUACUCCUUUUGGAAAGCGCCUCUUAAAACAAUGGCUUUGUGCACCGCUGUGCAAUCCUUUUUCCAUUAACGAUCGUCUCAAUGCAUUGGAAGAUCUUAUGGCUAUCCCAGAAAAACUGACUGAAGUGGGAGAGCUUCUGAAAAAACUUCCCGACCUGGAAAGGCUUCUCAGCAAAAUUCACAGUAUCGGCUCACCACUGAAGAGCCAAAACCAUCCGGACAGCAGAGCCGUAAUGUAUGAGGAGACUACGUACAGUAAAAAGAAGAUUGCAGAUUUCCUUUCUGCGCUGGAAGGUUUUAAGGUGAUGCGUGAAGUCAUCAUGGUUAUGGACGAUGCCGUUGAUGGGUUUAAGUCGGAUAUACUCAAGCAGGUUAUGACUCUGAAAGAUAAACAUCCUAAAGGUCGAUUCCCAGACUUGUCAUCUGAACUGAAGAGGUGGGACACUUCAUUCGAUCACGAGAAAGCUAGAAAAACCGGAGUGAUUACCCCCAAAGCAGGCUUUGACCCCGACUAUGAUGAAGCACAGAGAGAUAUCAAGACUGCAGAGCAGAAUCUAGCGGACUAUCUGGAGAAGCAACGCAAGCGGCUUGGAUGUAAGAGUGUCGUUUAUUGGGGAACGGCAAAGAAUCGCUACCAAAUGGAAAUACCAGAGAGUGUAACCGAGCGUAAUUUGCCAGAGGAGUAUGAGCUGAAGUCUACAAAGAAGGGCUACAAGCGUUACUGGACAAAGACCAUUGAGAAGCUCUUUGGGGAGCUUGUAAAUGCUGAAGAGCGCAGAGACGCAGCACUUAAAGACUGCAUGAGAAGGUUGUUUUAUAACUUUGAUAAAAACUACAAAGAGUGGCAGACGGCUGUAGAGUGCUUUGCCGUACUUGAUGUCCUCAUGUGUUUUGCUCAGUACAGCCGCGGUGGUGAUGGACCAGUUUGUAGGCCUAUCGUAGUUUUGCCCGAUGACAUGUCACCUUUCUUGGAGCUUCGAGGAUCUCGUCACCCUUGUAUUACAAAAACCUUUUUUGGAGACGACUUUAUUCCAAAUGACGUUGUGAUUGGUUGUAAGGAAGAGGAUUGUGAAGAGGACAGUGACGCCCACUGUGUACUUGUGACGGGUCCAAACAUGGGUGGGAAAUCCACUCUGCUAAGACAAGCUGGUCUUCUGGUGGUUAUGGCACAGCUGGGAUGUUAUGUACCUGCUGAGAUUUGUAGAUUGACUCCAGUGGACCGAGUGUUUACCAGACUGGGAGCGUCAGACAGAAUCAUGGCAGGUGAAAGCACAUUUUUUGUGGAGUUGAGUGAAACCUCCAGUAUACUUCAGCAUGCAACAGAACAUUCCCUUGUGCUUCUGGAUGAGCUCGGUCGUGGCACGGCUACAUUUGAUGGGACAGCUAUAGCCAGUGCUGUCGUAAAGGAACUCUCGGAAAGGAUCAGAUGCCGCACAUUGUUCUCCACACACUACCACUCCCUGGUGGAGGAUUACUCCUACACACCGGCAGUACGGCUUGGCCAUAUGGCCUGUAUGGUUGAAAAUGAAUGUGAGGAUCCAAGCCAGGAGACCAUUACAUUCCUAUACAAGUUUAUCAAAGGGGCGUGUCCAAAAAGCUAUGGAUUCAAUGCAGCAAGACUGGCUAACAUACCUGAUGAUAUCAUUCAGACUGGACACAGAAAAGCAAGGGAGUUUGAAAGUGUCAUGGUGUCUGUGAAGAUAUUCAGGAAGUUGAACACAUUGCUGGAUGAACGGACUUGUGAUGUCCAAGCCAUCAAUGAACUACUCCAAAUGCUCUAACUUUUGUGUUAUAAAAAAAAAUACGACUUUGUUUUUUGGUGUUUAUUCACAAGGCUGGUUGUCACACAUUAUGAUCUAAUAAACUUUAUUUUUUAAAAAUGACCAUAUUUCCAUUUUUUUUUUUUCUUUCCUAGGAAAUUAAACCCCUUUUAUUUCAUACCUACCCUCUACAUAAUGGUUAUUGAAUACUCCACAAUAUAUUAAGUCUAGAUGUUAUGGUACAUGCAUACACUUUCAGGCUGUUUGAUUACCCACUGUCACCAAUACAUAUAAAUGGGGGAGAAACAAAAAUAAAAUAAAAAAAAAAAAG
This is a messenger RNA of Nanorana parkeri, 4430 nucleotides long. RefSeq names its product mutS homolog 6 (gene MSH6). The record is from RefSeq and is a predicted model, not a curated record. Gene Ontology annotation, biological process: mismatch repair. The transcript has 11 exons. The coding region runs from base 92 to 4120 and encodes 1342 amino acids. Gene Ontology annotation, cellular component: MutSalpha complex; nucleus. Gene Ontology annotation, molecular function: ATP binding; ATP-dependent DNA damage sensor activity; mismatched DNA binding. NCBI's taxonomy places the organism in Eukaryota, Metazoa, Chordata, Amphibia, Anura, Dicroglossidae.